CAAAGUUCAGCCCGAAGGUUCAGGGUGGUUUCCUGAUCAUAAACCGUCUAGGUCUAGGAGUUGGCUGAAUCGCCUUUCUCAGUUCUACCACGCGCUCGUAUGCAUCUAUCUGUGGCUGAAUGCAAUCCGGAUGACCUACGCUAUCAUCUUGAAUGCCAUGUCUGGAAGAUUCAGACAGGAUCAUAUUACAUUGGUUGUCUGGUAUUACAACACUGCCGCCAAUAAUAGCAUCAUGUUCGCGAUGUGCUACAGGGAAAACGGCAUGGCCCUUUUCAGGCGUCACUGGAACUCGUCCGCCACAUCCCUCCACGCAAGAAGUACAUGUUCCUUGCUCCAAGCAACUCACAACCUUAAGAUGGAUGUGGAUCCGAAGGUUCCGAAAAGGCACAACAAAUUUGCUGUCGAUGCAGCAAUAAUAUGUUCUUGUUUCUCUCUCUUGAACACUGCUUCCUUUGGAUACCUUGCGUUUGGCUUCGGAAUAAGCCCGGCGAGCUCGUUCGGUCUUUGUGGCCCGUGGUAUUCAGAACUCUUUUGCGGCAUCAACAUGAUUUCCCCAUUUUUCGGAUCGGUUGCAUGCGUCCUUCCAGUCGCUCUGUACUCGCUCAUAUGUCGUAGUAUUUCGGCACAAUUCACUAAUUUGUCUGAAGAAUUUGACCAGGUUGUCAACUCUCCUCGCCCGAUGGACAAAACAAUACUGAACUGUUUUCGGCGAAGACAUGCUAUUGUAUGCCACACUGUCGAAGUUGCUGAUGACGUCUUUUCUCUUUUCGCAGCUGUGAUGUACUUGGCAAACGUUCCCUGUGGUAUUUUUCUGCUGUAUCAGCUCUUUUACCUGGGUAGCGAAUGGUUUUACGUUGGAUUGACACUUUUCUGGCUCUUCUGCUAUUUCGGCAAUGUAUCAGUGCUGUCUUAUUUUGCAGUGCAGGUUCAUGAGAAGGCUCAUUCACUUCGCAGACGUGUGCACGAACUACAGAUGGACACAUUUGACUCGGACUUAUCACAGGUCCAGAUCUUGUUUUUGGCUCGACUGAAUGGUCCAGAAAUCGGAAUGACAGCUCUUGGUUGCUUCGUCAUCACAAAGGAACGAGUUUUAGCGGUGAUGAGCACAUUAAUCACCUUUUUCACCAUCCUCCUCCAGUUUCAAGGUUUAAGUCCUUCUGAUGAUGUCACCAUGGCAACGACAAACAUUUCGAUGACGACUGGUGUAUAUACCACCUGACCAGACUAGGACAAUAUUAUCAUCCCCUAAACUCACAAGAAGACUGGUGUAUAUACCACCUGACCAG
Molecule: messenger RNA, 1286 nt
Organism: Strongylocentrotus purpuratus (purple sea urchin)
Lineage: Eukaryota; Metazoa; Echinodermata; Echinoidea; Camarodonta; Strongylocentrotidae
Exons: 4
Coding region: 131-1219 (362 amino acids)
Biological process (GO): sensory perception of taste
Cellular component (GO): membrane
Source: RefSeq, a predicted model, not a curated record